Molecule: messenger RNA, 547 nt
Organism: Wasmannia auropunctata (little fire ant)
Lineage: Eukaryota; Metazoa; Arthropoda; Insecta; Hymenoptera; Formicidae
Exons: 4
Coding region: 17-547 (176 amino acids)
Source: RefSeq, a predicted model, not a curated record
AUGUUAAGAUUCUUUCAUGGGUGUCCAGUUGGAACCAUAUAAAAACCAUCUAUUUGUUAAAACAGUUAAGAGGUUAGAAAAUUAUCUUUUACAUAGAGGAAUGAAUAUGCAUCUAUAUUAUUUUGAUAUUAUAUUUAAUCUUUCUGCUAUGGGACGCAAACAAAACAAGAAAAUAAAUUUGAUAUAUUCUCUUGUAGAUGAGAUGAUACAGCAGCGCGAAGAUGAAUUAUUAAAUAAUGUGAAUACAACUAAGGAUGGACAGAAGCGAACUCAAAAAUCGGCGGCUUUACACAAGUGCGCUCGUCUCACCGAGAACUACUCGUCACGGGAACGGCAGCUCGCCUCGACUACAGCUGACUUUCGGCAGAAUCUCUCAAUAUCGUACUUCGUCCUGCAUCCUUCCACUAUCGCUACCACAGCACAAGUGCCGAGUGCCGCUGCUUCCGUGAUCUCGCCGGGCCGGUGGGCCCAAGUGGUACUUCAGUACGCGCCCCUAAUUGGCGGGCGUGCGAGCUCGCGAUCUCCACGAAUCGCGUGUGGUGCGUAG